GGAGGACGUUUUGAUUUGAUCAAUGCAUUAACAAAAAUGCAUCGCAUCCAAAGAAGCAGGCUGUUUUUUAUCCACCUGUAUGAUCACAAUCAUCUUUACGUUGAUGUCUACUGUGUGUUUUACUGCUUUAUCCAGCAGGUGGAGCUCCAACAUGAAGUCUGUGAAGGUUAAAUAAAGUUAAAGGAAAAAAAUAAGAUAAAAAAAACACAUAAGAUCGGUUUUAUCUGAGAAGGAAAUGUUUUCCUCCUUCAUGAAGCUUUAUGAAAAUACAUGUUUGAUUUGAUCCUCUUUUGAAUGUUAUGAAACAUCUGUGGAGAUGCAAAACUUUAUUUUAACUGUGAAUUUUCUUUACUUUCACUUUCUCUGUCGUGGAGUUGUGUCGCAGCAAGAAUCAGGAGGAGUUUCAAACCAGCUGUUGGUCUCCAGCUGAGCUUCUUCUGGUGUUUCCACGGUGACGGUAUGGCAGCUGCCUCAGCAUCUGAAGGAAACAUGGCACGACCUCUGAGCCACAGCAGCAGCUAUAACUGGCUUCCACCUGACAUGUCUGAGCUGAGGGUUGUUCUGCUGGGGAACAGCUGGUCUGAGAGGAGUUCAGUGGCGAACUUCAUACUGGGAGAGAAUAAGUUCAACACUGAGGAAGAACCAGACUGCUGUCUGAGAGUCAGAGGACGAUUGAAGGAGAAAGAAAUAGUUGUCAUCAACACUCCAGAUCUGCUGCUUCCUGACAUCUCUGAAAACAAACAAAGAGAAUAUGUAGGAACCUGUGAGAGACUCUCUGAUCCUGGACCUCAUGUGUUCCUGCUGGUUCUACAGCCUGAAGACUUCACUGAGGAACACAAACUGAAGCUCUGCAGAGUCCUUCAACUCUUCGGUGAUCAAUCCUUUGAUCAUUCACUGAUACUGAUAUCAACACCCAGAGAGGAGAGUCCAGGUUUCAUGGGUAAACCAGACCAGCCCUUAAAAGACAUGAUGAGAAUGUGUAGAUACAGAUACAUGAAGCAGGAGAACCUUGAACUUACAGAGCUGUUAACACGCUUGGGUCAAACUGCAAAGGAGAACAAUGGAGAUCAUGUGACCUGUGAUUUGUUUGAGGAUGCAGGUUUGAUCAUGACACUAAAGUCUGAAGACAUGAAACCAUCUUUAAACCUGGUUCUGUGUGGGAGGAGAGGAGCAGGGAAGACUUCAGCAGUCAAGGCCAUUUUAGGUCAGACAGAGCUUCAUCCAGUCUCCAGCUCAUCAGAGUGUGUUAAACAUCAGGGAGAGGUGUGUGGACGUCGGGUUUCUCUGGUGGAGCUUCCUGCCUUGUAUGGAAAACCUCAGGAGGCAGUGAUGGAGGAAUCAUUCAGGUGUAUGUCCCUCUGUGAUCCUGAGGAUGUCCAUGCCUUCAUCCUGGUCCUACCUGUUUGUCCCCUCACUGAUGAAGACAAGGGAGAGUUGGAGACCAUCCAGAACACAUUCAGCUCUCUAGUCAAUGACUUCACCACGAUUCUGUUCACUGUGGAUUCGGAUCCUACAGCUCCAGAUGUUGUUAAGUUUAUAAACAAAAAUAAUGGCAUCCAGGAGCUCUGUCAGAGCUGUGGAGGAAGAUAUGUUGUUCUCAACAUCAAGGACCAGCAGCAGAUCCCAGAGCUGUUGGAAGAUGUCGACAAGACGAGAGGAUCCAGAUGCUUCACAAUGAAGAUGUUUACCACGGCUCAGAUGGAGAAGGUUUCAAGGCUCAGAGCUGAACUGCAGGAUGUGGAACAGAGAAGAGGUGCUGAUGAAAAUCAGAACAGAGAGUGUCUCAGGAUGGUGCUGAUUGGAAAGUCUGGUAGCGGUAAGGGUUCAACAGCAAACACCAUUUUGGGCAACAAGCAUUUCAAAACCAGAAUCACCCCGAAGCCAGCAAACAAGUUUUGCCAGAAAGCAACAGGAGAGGUUGAUGGACGGCCUGUUGUCGUCGUCAACACCCCCGGCUUGUUUGACACGACUGUCUCUGAAGUUCAACAAGAGAUUAAAAGAUGCAUCAGCAUGUUGUCUCCUGGACCUCAUGUGUUCUUACUGGUGCUGAAGAUCGGGAACUUUACACAGGAGGAGAAAGACUCCGUGGAAGUGAUCAAGAAAUAUUUUGGCAAGAAGUCUGAACAUUUCAUCAUCAUUAUAUUCACCAGCGGAGAUGAAUUGGAAGAUCAGUCAUUUGAGAGUUACGUCGAAGAUUGUGAUGUCUUUGUCAAACAACUCAUAGAUGACUGUGGAGGGAGAUACCAGGUCUUCAAUAACAAAGACACAAACCGCACACAAGUCAGAGAGCUACUGACCAAUGUCGAGACCAUGGUGAAGGAAAAUGGCGGCUGCUACAACGAAGAGAUGUUUGACGACACAGAGGGAUACACACAGAUAGAAGUGGAGAGGGUUUUGAAAGAGAAGGAAGAAGACCUCCAGAGAAAACAUCAGGAAGAUUUGAAAACACUGAAAAGUAAAAUCACAGAAGAGGAGAGAAAACUGAGAGCAAAACAGCUGCAGGAGAAAGACGAAUGCAUCAGAAAGGAACGCGAGGAGAGAAAGAAAGAACGGGAGGAAGAGGAAAGGAGACGGAAAAAACAAGAGGAAACUAUGCGACAGGAAUGGAGAAGAAAACUGGAAGCUUCAGAGAAAAUAGUUCAAUCAGAAAGAGAGCAACGAGAAAACGCAGCAAAGAGGCUGGAGCAGUUUAGAAAAGAGAUGAAGAGAGAUCGCGACGCCUGGGACAAGGAAAGAAAGGACACCUGGGAACGAAUACAUCAAGAGGAUAAACAGAUUCUGGAAGAGGGGAAAACAAGCUUCAGAAAGCUCCAAGAAGAGUACUACUCUAAGAGAAGAAAGUGGACAUAUUCUGUGGUUGUGCUGCUGCUGUUUCUAUUAUUUCUAUUAUGUUAUAUAUUUCUGAGUUAGGCAUACACACACACUACGGAGGCAGGUGGUGUGGGCAGCUGAAGCCAUGGUUGAGAUAUAGUCUUUCGACCACUAUUUGACUAAGGGAUGUUCAUAAUUAACCGAAAUUAAGCAUUUUAACCGAUUAACGCUAUCGGUUAAAAUGGUUAAAAGAAAUAUUUAUAAUUAAUUUAAAAGCUGAGCGGCUCAUCUCUUUAAGAAGAAAAGAUGGUCCGCCUUAACAGCCCACAUUAAGAGGCGGAGCCGGAGUUGCAGGAUACAGGAAGUCGGCUCCGUCUCUCCAGCUCGCUUGAGCGGAGCGGAGUAGUUGUAGUUUCGUAGUUCGUAGUUGCUACACCUACGUUCACAGCUAGAACGCCACCAACAACCUCACACUCGCCGCCGCCACACGCAUGGUCACUCAUACUAGAGCUGCUAAUGUAGCACAAAUACACACACUGUUUGUAGGACAAUCGCUAUCGUUAAUCCGGGCAGACAGAGUAUCGUUAAUCCGGGCAGACAGAGUAUCGUUAAUCCGGGCAGACAGAGUGUCGUUA
Molecule: messenger RNA, 3446 nt
Organism: Sebastes umbrosus (honeycomb rockfish)
Lineage: Eukaryota; Metazoa; Chordata; Actinopteri; Perciformes; Sebastidae
Product: GTPase IMAP family member 8-like
Exons: 4
Coding region: 460-2910 (816 amino acids)
Molecular function (GO): GTP binding
Source: RefSeq, a predicted model, not a curated record